This is a messenger RNA of Choloepus didactylus (southern two-toed sloth), 4288 nucleotides long. RefSeq names its product CXADR like membrane protein (gene CLMP). The coding region runs from base 257 to 1372 and encodes 371 amino acids. The record is from RefSeq and is a predicted model, not a curated record. The transcript is spliced from 7 exons. Lineage: Eukaryota; Metazoa; Chordata; Mammalia; Pilosa; Megalonychidae. Gene Ontology annotation, cellular component: membrane; cytoplasmic microtubule; cell surface.
GGUCCCGGCUCGCUUCCGAGCGCGAGCUGGUAGGGCGAGCGCGGGAAGCCCCUGGGCGCAGAGCGGCGCGGGGGCCGGAGCGCGGGGUGCGGGGCACACGGGCGCGGGGUCGACUCCCGCGCCCGCACAUGGCUGCAGCCACCCUGCGCGCGCCCCGAGGCACCGCGCCCAGCUCGCCGAAGGUCGGUGCGCUGCACCCGGCCGCCCCAGAGCCAGGAACGGCUGAGCGGGGAGGUGCCCGCGUCCUUGAAUCGGGAUGUCCCUUCUCUUCUUCUUGCUAGUUUCCUACUAUGUUGGAACCUUGGGGACUCACACUGAGAUCAAGAGAGUGGCAGAGGAAAAGGUCACUUUGCCCUGUCACCAUCAGUUGGGGCUCCCAGAAAAAGACACCCUGGAUAUCGAAUGGCUGCUCACUGAUAAUGAAGGGAACCAAAAAGUGGUGAUCACUUACUCCAGCCGUCAUGUCUACAACAACUUGACCGAGGAGCAGAGGGGCAGAGUGGCCUUUGCUUCCAAUUUCCUGGCAGGAGAUGCCUCCCUGCAGAUUGAGCCUCUGAAGCCCAGUGAUGAGGGCCGGUACACCUGCAAGGUGAAGAACUCAGGGCGCUACGUGUGGAGCCACGUCAUCUUAAAAGUACUAGUGAAACCAUCCAAGCCCAAGUGUGAGAUGGAGGGAGAGCUGACAGAGGGAAGUGACCUGACUUUGCAGUGUGAGUCAUCCUCUGGCACAAAGCCCAUUGUGUACUACUGGAAGCGAAUCCGGGAAAAAGAAGGAGAGGAUGAACAUCUACCUCCCAAAUCUAGGAUCGACUAUGACAACCCUGGACGAGUUCUGCUUCAGAAUCUCACCACAUCCUCCUCAGGACUCUACCAGUGCACAGCAGGCAAUGAAGCUGGGAAGGAAAGCUGUGUGGUGCGAGUGACAGUCCAGUAUGUACAAAGCAUCGGCAUGGUUGCAGGAGCAGUGACAGGCAUGGUGGCUGGGGCCCUGCUGAUUUUCCUCUUAGUGUGGCUGCUAAUCCGAAGGAAAGACAAAGAGAGAUAUGAGGAAGAAGACAGACCUAAUGAAAUCCGAGAAGAUGCUGAAGCCCCGAAAGCCCGCCUUGUGAAGCCUAGCUUCUCUUCCUCAGGGUCCCGGAGCUCACGCUCUGGUUCUUCCUCCACUCGCUCCACAGCAAAUAGUGCCUCACGCAGCCAGCGGACACUGUCAACUGAAGCACCCCAGCCAGGGCUGACCACCACUGCAUACAGCCCAGUGGGGCCAGAGGUGAGACGUUCUGAACCAAAGAAAGUCCACCACGCUACCCUGACCAAAGCAGAAGCCACACCCAGCACGAUCUCCAGCCAGAGCAGAGCCUUCCAAACUGUUUGAAUUAGAGUGAACCUGAUUCCCACGCUUUCCUAGGAGUAUGGGAAUUAGGACUCUUCUAAGUCAUCUGAGCUCAGUCACCAGCACACAAGCCCCUCCAACCAGAUGAGAAGUCAUUUAAAUAGCAGUGAGGUUUGCAUGGUAAGAUUCAGAUGAGCACUUUCCUUGUAUGACACCAAACAAGCAAAAGGAUGUAAGCUGAUCAUCUCCAAAGAGGCAUCACAUUGUGCCUUUAGACCAGGGGGAAAGCAAGGGUCCAAAUCCAUCUAUCUGUUGACCAGGACCUAUGGUGAGAAGGUUGGGGAAGGGAAAGUGAACACACUUAAAACUUCUAUCAAUGUUUCUGGAAUGUUUUCUAUAAAUGCUUUGAUUCACCAUUGUCAAGAAGAAAUGGGGGGUUGCUUGUAAAUUUUCUAUGCAUUUCUGCAAACCUAUUGGAUUAUUGUGACUAUUCAGAUUGUCAAGCAGAACCCACAGUCUUCUACUACACCUAUCUGCACCAUAUACUAGGCUUACCACUUCUGAGAAACUUCCUAAAAGGAAACAUGUCUCUUCUAUUCUGACUUGACUUCAUUUGCCAUAAGGUUCGGAUAUUAAUUUCAAGAGAAACUGAAACAGUGGGAGAUAAAGAAUAAUGAUUGAAGUUUCUCCUACUCUAUCCACCACUCAUCUUCCUAUUUUUAUUGAACUCUAAAAGAACUAAAAAAGGAGUCCAAAAUACGUGACAAGGGACUUGAAAAACUUUCCAUCCUAAUGAUGUUCAGAGGAUCACUGAUAAAUAUCAGAAAUACCUACCAGAAUAAUUGUCAAUUUUUUCUCAAACUGGAUGUCUCUAAGGACUUCCUUGCUGGGUAUCUCUAGAGGAAGAAAAUAUGCAUUACAUGUCUUUUAACAAUGUCCUUAGAAAGAGGUCUUCUGGAGAAAAGGAUUUUUAGGGAUGCUCAAAGAUCACCUGAUGUAGCAUCAGAGUCUCUUCUUUCUGACAAGAUGUGAAACCAGAAUUUCAAGCUAGAUUGAACUAGAAAGGAAGAUUAGACCAGUUUUCUCUUAAUGUGUUAAGAGGUGAUACAAUGAAAUUUAGUAUUACAUCAUACUUGGAGCUUCCUCCAUUUCCUUCAUUGUAGGAGAAGGAUGUAAAUCUGGGACUUUUGAUGAUUCUAGGCCUUAAAUUAUCAAAAAGAUCAAGGAUUGGCAAUGUUUCCUAAUGGCACUGAGAGUGUAUAUUAUAACCAAUCCUUCCCGAGAGGUCGAAAUUCAGUAUUUUACCAGCCCCAGCCUUCAAAAAAGUUUAGCUCUGAACUGGAAGAAAAGGGAACUAACAUUCAGGGAAGACAUGGUGAGGUAACCAGUGGGUGGCAGGGGAGGGCUGGGCUGGCACUUGCUAACAUUUCAGUUGUCGGCAUCUUGGAAGGAAUUAGCAGAAGUGAUUCACUAGGAUAGCUUUCUGAAAUGCUGAUGCAUGGGGGAAGAAAGGUGUCAGAGAAACAGAAAGAAAGCAGCAGCCUCCAAUACAAUAAUUUGCCUUUUAAAUAAUUUUGACUACUCUGCUACUUAUGGCACAGAUGCUGAACCUGAAAUAGCCCUGAAGGAUCAAAGCUCAAUUGUCAACAGGUCACCAUUGGUGGCGCAGAACAUUUUUAUUAUGAAAAGGCAGCAUGCUAAUGGAGAGAAAGAGUAAUUCUGAGUAUGGUGAUUGAAGCAUUUUUUUUCCAAAACAGGAAUCAGAUGCUAAUGGGAAAAGGCUGAUCUGAGUUUCUGCUCCACCUCUUUGGUUUUCAUUCCUACAUUAAUUCUCACAAUAGUGCUACACAUAGUACAAAUGUAUUUCUCAAGUUCUUUAAAAUACAGGCUUGUGCUUUUGGGUGCAAAUUUUAAUCUGAGUUUUAUGUUUCUCUCCCCAAAAAUGUGGGAAAUAAGAGACAUUGAGGAAGUAACGUUAAGAAGUUCUACUAUUAGUUUAAUUUUAGAGGGUUGGAACAUUGGGAAAGCUUCUCUUACUAACAUUGCCUCAUUGUAAGAUAUAAAACCCCUUACUCUAACUACAUUUUUAUUUCUCUGGUAGUAUUGUAUCCAGGCAACGUAUUUCUUCUGCUACGUAAUUCUGAGAAGUCUCAUUCCUAGAGUACCUGAGCCAAGCCAAACAAGUGAACUAUGGAGGCUGCAGCUGUAUCACCACUAGCAAUAUGCUCUUAUCAUUACUUACUAUCUUCGAAUAUGAGGCUUCCUGCCUAUGUCUUUAAAAGCAGGAAUCAGUACUCUCUGCACAAGAAGGUGGUUCAGGUUAUUUAAAGAUGUUAGUUAUAAAAAGAUUAAAAUACCAGCUGAAUAUCCAGAUUAUUUUGGAAAUCUGUUCACACUGGAAAUCUAUAACAAAUUCACAAAACAGAUUCCUACCUAAACUGAGAAAUUCUAAGAAAUUGAAGAUUCUGAGAGAUAAAGUGCUGUGGUCUUAGCAAUGAUAACGCACUUCUCUUCGAGUCAGGUGUUUGGGUUCAGAUAUGACAGACUCUGGGCUUAAGAUAAAGCCGUUAUUUGUUUCAAAACACAUUCAAUUAAUGUUGUAAGUCAAAUAAACUUGAUCUUUAAUAUGAAUCAAACCAAAAAUAGAUUAAAAAAAUGGUAGAACAAUCUUUGUAGGAAGAAGCAAAUGGAAUGAUGUUAUGAUGUUGAUGUUUAGAGAAUAACCAUUUCAAUAAAAUAUAUAAAUGAAAAAAUUUGUAAAGUUAUGAAGUCAAUGCCUUUGUUGUUACACUGUAUAAUGUAAUUUCAGAAUUGCUGCUGCAGACUAAACAAUUUUGCUUCAUUUCUGGUGUUAAGCUGUUUAUAUUUCAAUUUUAACUUUAAGUUGUCUUGUAAUUGGGACUGCAUUUGAGCAUCCCAAAAGCCAAAUAUUUAUUCUAGAUACAUCUAUAUCAGCAA